Molecule: messenger RNA, 1878 nt
Organism: Nicotiana tabacum (common tobacco)
Lineage: Eukaryota; Viridiplantae; Streptophyta; Magnoliopsida; Solanales; Solanaceae
Product: aspartyl protease family protein 2-like
Biological process (GO): proteolysis
Molecular function (GO): aspartic-type endopeptidase activity
Source: RefSeq, a predicted model, not a curated record
AUUAUUUAUACUCCCAAUGCUCUCCCCUUCCCACUAUCACUUCACCAUUUUUCCUUCCCCAAAUCUCUGUAAAAUGGAAGAAAAACCCAUUUCCAUUUCCUUCCUCUUCACUUUCCCGUCCAUUUUCCUUUCCCUCUUUGCCAUUUCUGUGUCUUCCACUUCCCCUCAAUACCAAACAUUAGUCUUGAACUCCCUUCCCAACUCCGAACCUCAGUCCCUCUCAUGGGCUACCGAAGAUUUCGAAGCCCAACUUUCCGGCGAUGGGUCAAACCCGGAUCCGGAUACCACACUUUCUGUACAGUUGCAUCACGUCGACUUAGUAUCUCCUUCAUCCUUCAAUGCUACACCUCACGCUUUGUUCAAACUACGUCUCCAACGUGACGCUGCUAGAGCUAAGGCACUUUCAGAUCUCGCUGCAGCUAAUAUCACCGUCGGCCGCCGCGGCGGAGGGCACCAUGUUGUCGGCAGUAGGGACUUCUCUAGUUCUGUUACUUCUGGACUCGCUCAGGGUAGUGGCGAGUACUUCACGCGCCUUGGUGUUGGCACUCCUCCCAAGUAUGCUUACAUGGUGUUGGACACUGGAAGUGACGUCGUUUGGAUCCAGUGUUCUCCUUGCAAGAAAUGCUACACUCAAUCCGACCCGGUUUUUGACCCGACUAAAUCCACCUCCUUCCUUGGUGUUUCAUGUGGGUCCCCUUUGUGCCGCCGGUUGGAUUCUCCGGGCUGUAACCGCAAGAAGUGCCUUUACCAAGUUUCAUACGGCGACGGUUCUUUCACCGUCGGUGAUUUUUCAACUGAAACGUUAACUUUCCGUAAGACACGUGUAAACAACGUGGCCCUUGGAUGCGGCCACGAUAAUGAAGGUUUAUUCGUGGGAGCCGCCGGGUUACUCGGUCUCGGCCGGGGAAGACUGUCAUUUCCGACUCAAGCCGGUCGGCGGUUCGGCCGGAAAUUUUCUUACUGCCUUGUGGACCGCUCUGCUUCCUCUAGACCGUCGUACAUAGUUUUCGGUGAAUCAGCUGUCUCUCGAACCGCCGUGUUUACCCCACUCGUAAAUAACCCAAAACUCGACACCUUUUACUACGUGGAGCUCACCGGAAUCAGCGUCGGCGGCACUAGGGUUCCAUCCAUUAGGCCGUCACUGUUCAAGCUAGACGCAGCCGGUGAUGGUGGGGUGAUAGUGGAUUCAGGAACUUCAGUGACCCGGUUGACCCGACCCGCUUACGUGGCACUGAGGGACUCUUUCAGAAUGGGUGCUGCAAAUCUGAAGAGAGCACCGGAUUUCUCGUUGUUCGACACGUGUUUUGAUCUGUCAGGGAAGACGGAAGUUAAAGUUCCGACGGUGGUUCUGCAUUUCAAGGGAGCUGAGGUGUCAUUGCCGGCGUCGAAUUACUUGAUUCCGGUGGACAGUGAUGGAACAUUCUGCUUCGCAUUUGCGGGUACAAUGAGUGGAUUAUCAAUUAUUGGAAACAUUCAACAGCAAGGUUUUAGGGUAGUGUUUGAUCUUGCUGGUUCUCGCUUAGGAUUUGCUCCUCGUGGCUGUGCUUAAAUUAAUGACUCGUAAUUGGGAGAAUUUAUUACCAAAAAUCCCCACUUUUAUUUGUUUGAUUGCGUGCUUGGUUGGGGGUGGAUUAGGAGAAGAGAAAGAAACAUGAUCAAAUGUUGUAUGUUUGUAUUUUAUGUGCUAAAUUAAUGUUGUAAUACAGGAUAAGAGAUGCUUUGAAAGAAGCAAUUACAACAAUGUAGUGUAGAUUGUUACUCAAAACGUGUUUCUGUAAGAUGGACGAAGUUGAUAAGUAGCUGCAAAAUGUGCAGCGCUGCUUAAUCUUGGCAUUGCUUUAUAUAUUAUGUGCUCUGGUCGAGUAUUGAUUUUCUUGA